UCAUGAAUGUGCUCACAUGUGCCCCACAGCACAUCUGAGAGCUUUGGGGGCUCCUGCUCCCAGGUGCCUGUGGGCCCAAAAAAGGCUCUCAAGUCCAAGGGCACAAACAGCUGGGGGUGGUGGCUGUGCUGGCAGAGGCUGCCCCUCGCUGACACAGCACUUCUCGGGGUGGCGGGGGGGUGAUGGCAGCAGAGGGGACAGGCCGGGCUGCCAGCAGGUGGGCUGAUGCUGGCCAGGCUCCUGUGCACAGGUUGUCCCCCAGGACCAUGCUGAACGUGCUGCUGCUGUGCUGUGGGCUGCUGCAGGGGAUCCAGGCUGCCCUGGAUCUCAGGACCGCUGACCUCAGCUGCGGCCACCUGCAGAAGGUGAGCGGUGGGCUGGAGGGGGCGGACAGAGCCCGCCACGGCAGCCUGCAGAGGAAAGGCAAGGAGGUGUCUGCGGAGCCGGCAGGAGCUCUCCCAAGGCUGGGGUUUGAGCAGAUGGCCCUGGCUGUCCAAGAAGCUGAUGGUGACCUUGUGCAGAGAGGCAGCCUGCUGGAACAACAGGCAUCAUCCACAGAACUGCAAGCUGAGGGCCGUGAGGAGCGCUCCCCCCGCCGCUGUGUCCGGCUGCUGGAGUCCUGCCUCGGCCACCAGAUCCCGUGCUGUGACCCCUGUGCCACCUGCUACUGCCGCUUCUUCAACGCCUUUUGCUACUGCAGGAAGAUCAGCACCAGCUUCCCCUGCGGCAAGAACUAGCGCCCGUGGGGCUGCCAGCUCCUCGCCGCUGUGUGUGCCUCCUUCCCUGCAGCUCCAAUAAACCAGCCCUUUGCAAAAGCCACCGCAGAGUGGGGACGGUGUGAUGUGUCCGCUCGGGCUCUCAGGGGAGAGGGAGUGGCAGCAAGGCGAGGGUGGCCUGUGCUAAGCUGAGCACAGCUGACACAUCUAUGGCAAACCAGAUGUGCCUUUCCUGGCCACACAAGAGGUGUUUCAACAGCAGGGGUACCCCAGGUGAUGUUCUGGCUAUGCUGCUGUUACCCACAAAAUCGGGUUCGUCCCCUGGUGUGCACCGAGCUGACAGUGACACGCUCCAGAGAAACAUCGAUUGUUUAUUUCAGAGCUGCCCCAGCCCGGGUGCUCGGUGCCAUUCCACAAAUCCAGCACACCUCAGCGGGAUUUCCCUGCCAGUAUUCACACUGAGAAGUUCGGGGUUAGUAAUUUCUCGAGCACAGCUCCACUAUUAUGUUUAGUAAUUUCCAUAGCUAUCACAUAACUCUGGGUAAUUUAUGCUCAGGAGAAGGGUCUUCACCUGGGCAGGGUCUUUUUGACCAGCAGGCAUGAUUUUUAGUGUUACAGUGAUGACAAUUCAGCUGUAAGAUAACUGGAGCACGAGUAUUUCAUCAGGUUAACAAUGUACAUACAGACAUAUAUGAAUUUCUUGACUUACUACAUCCUUAAAUCUUGUUCCAGGAUAUUCUUGAGUGAGGGGUGCUGGCUGCUGCCUGUUCCACUGAUCAGGUCUCCUUUCUUCCUGAUUAGGCGCGAAAAUAUACAGAGGUCUUACAUCAAAAAACAUCCUGCCUUAAGAUAACCUUGACAUAUCCCACCUUUACAUCAAACAAUUUUUUUUUUUUUUUUACAGAGCAGCUCCUGGCAAAGCCCUUUAACUAGCUAGGUAUUUCCCGACUAGUAGAAGCGGUGUCUCGGCGACACAGUGAACUUUGCUUGUGUACCCUUCUCCUGCCGGUACCGCUCACGGUGGCUGAGGGGCAGU
Molecule: messenger RNA, 1752 nt
Organism: Prinia subflava (tawny-flanked prinia)
Lineage: Eukaryota; Metazoa; Chordata; Aves; Passeriformes; Cisticolidae
Gene: AGRP
Product: agouti related neuropeptide
Exons: 3
Coding region: 183-737 (184 amino acids)
Biological process (GO): positive regulation of feeding behavior; neuropeptide signaling pathway; hormone-mediated signaling pathway
Cellular component (GO): extracellular region
Molecular function (GO): neuropeptide hormone activity; type 1 melanocortin receptor binding
Source: RefSeq, a predicted model, not a curated record